Molecule: messenger RNA, 1508 nt
Organism: Acipenser ruthenus (sterlet)
Lineage: Eukaryota; Metazoa; Chordata; Actinopteri; Acipenseriformes; Acipenseridae
Gene: gstk1
Product: glutathione S-transferase kappa 1
Exons: 7
Coding region: 669-1349 (226 amino acids)
Biological process (GO): glutathione metabolic process
Cellular component (GO): mitochondrion; peroxisome
Molecular function (GO): glutathione peroxidase activity; glutathione transferase activity
Source: RefSeq, a predicted model, not a curated record
ACGUAAAAUGCAGGGAACGAUAAGAGGUGGGAAGUGAAGUUUAGGAAACUGCAGCGCUCUUGUCGCCAUGUUGGCUCUAUUUUGUAUAGUUCAGUCUACAAGAGUGUAUCAGUGUAAGAGCCAAAAUGGAACCAGCUUCACAGCAUUUUCUAUCGUGUUUUGAAUACACCACAACACUGUAAAAACAAACUACUGUAAGUUAUAAACUUGGUGUUUUUAAUUUGUUUGGUUUAAAAUUAUUACUGAGCGUGAUGAAGUCAACAGAUACAUUGUUUUAGAUAGACAGAACAGAUAACGACUCUUUGUACGAAACGACAAACUGUAACUUAAUAAUUAUUACAUUACAGUAGCUUGUUAGAAAUCUCACCCAUUUAAUGUUUACAGUAACUUGGGUUACAUAAGGUUUAUGUAUAAUAUAUUUGUUUCAUUCUACACUGCGUAAACCACAGUCAGGCAAAUCAUUUCUCGACUUAACUCUGUAACAGCAGUCAUUGCAACUUUACAGGCAGCUAACCUAAAGUCACAGAAUUACAGGACCAGACAGAAACGACACUGCUCGUCAGAGGACAAAUUCCAGGUCACAGAAACAAGCGCUCAAACGUAAAGUCACUCGCAUUUGUUUUUGUUUUGUGUUGUUUUUAAGACACAAAAAAAACACAAAAACACCAAUGUCCGCCUCAAAAAUAUUGGUCGAACUUUUCUACGACGUGGUAUCGCCGUAUUCUUGGAUCGGAUUUGAGGUGUUGAGUCGCUACAGAAACGUCUGGGACAUAGAUCUGAAACUGAGACCUGCCUUCUUAGGGGGAGUGAUGCAUGGAUCUGGUAACAAGCCCCCAGGAUUGGUCCCCAAUAAGUCCCUGUACAUGACGAAGGACCUGGAGAGACUCGCCUCCUACUGCAAAGUGCCGAUCCAGGCUCCCAGCAACCCCUUCGAAGCCAUGUUUGAGAAAGGAAGCUUGUCUGCCAUGCGGUUUGUGACGGCGGUGGAGCUGCACAGCCCUGAGCUCACAGAGCAGGUCUCCAGGGAGCUGUGGAGGAGAAUCUGGAGCAAAGACCAAGACAUCACCACCCCGGAGUCCCUGCAAGAGGCUGGAGAGAAGGCGGGGCUUCCAGCAGAUCAGCUGCAGAGGCUUUUGGGAUUGGCUGUCUCACAGGAAGUGAAAGAAAAGCUGAAACUGGUGACCCAGGAAGCACUAAACCACAAGGCGUUUGGGUUUCCUCUGAUAGUCGCACACGUCGAUGGCAGACCUGAAAUCUUCUUUGGAUCUGACCGCUUUGAGCUUCUGGCACACUUACUGGGAGAGAAAUGGCUUGGGCCGGUACCUCAAGAAACAGGAUCAAAACUUUAAACGCAGUUAAAGGACAGAUUCUUACCAGCUUACACCUGUCAGGUGAACACAAAACCCCGGCAAGGCACUUCUGUACAGAGCAAGAAUAGUGGGUCACAAUAUCUCUCUCUCUCUAUGUGUUUCUCUUUUUAAUAAAGAAACUGUGAAUAAAGUAUGAAA